Molecule: messenger RNA, 1467 nt
Organism: Fraxinus pennsylvanica
Lineage: Eukaryota; Viridiplantae; Streptophyta; Magnoliopsida; Lamiales; Oleaceae
Source: the annotation of a GenBank genome assembly
AUGUUUUCUUGUCCAGCAUCUUCAUUACAUCCAGUUUAUUGUCCUCUUCACACUUCGGCUCUACUACCUGCGCAGAAUUCCCCAUUAUUUUUCACUAGCAACAGAUCUCAGCAAGGUAAUUUUUUCAUUUCUGCUGCACUUCCUACCUCUACUCAAAGCCCAAAAGGUACCCCUAUUUCGCCAAAGUUCCAAGAUUUUCUUGAAACAGUUGUGGCAGUUCCCACUUCUCAGAAAAAUGAAGCUGUGGAUAAAUUCCAGAGAGAGGGCAGAUUACGAACCAUAUCAGAAUUCAACUAUUUGCUUAUGGCUUUGGUCACAGCAGAUGAGUUUGAAUUAGCAUCGAAAUUGAAGUCCAAAUUAUCCUCUUUCGGUUUAGACCCUGAUAGUUGCACAUACUCAAUUUUGGUGACUAGUUACUGCAAGACGAAUGAGCCAAACGAAGCGAAAACAGUUUUGGAUCGUAUGCUGGAAAAUGGGUUCCAACCCAAUGUUGCUACAUUCACUACAUUGAUCAAUUCGUUCUGUCAAAAAGGAAGAUUGCAGGAUGCCUAUGAGGUGUUUGAUAUAAUGGCUAAAAUUGGAUGUGAACCAACAAUCAAUACAUAUAAUUGCUUGUUGAAGGGGCUGUGCUAUGUGGGGAGAGUGGAGGAAGCCUAUGAAUUGCUAUUGAAUGUCAAGAAAUCUUUGUUCAAACCAGAUAUUUAUACUUACACUGCGGUGAUGGAUGGUUUUUGCAAAGUGGGCAGAUCAAAUGAGGCAUUGGAAUUGCUUGAUGAAGCUUUAGAAAUGGGGUUGACACCAAAUGCAGUCACUUACAAUACUCUGUUUAAUGGUUACUUUAAGGAGGGAAGGCCUUUGGCUGGUAUUGGUUUGUUGAAGCAAAUGAAGGAGAGGAAUUACAAGCCAGAUUUCAUAAGUUAUAGUACAUUGUUACAUGGAAUGUUGAAAUGGGGUGAAACGAAGGCUGCUUUGGGGAUGUAUAAAGAGAUGAUAGGGAUCGGUUUUCAAGUCGAUGAGAGGAUGACAAACACCUUGUUGAGAAGGUUGUGCAGGAGUUCGCGAAAAGACAACAUUCUGCUGAAUGAUGUGUAUGAAGUGUUUGAGAAAAUGAAGAAUGAAGAUUUUGCUAUAUACUCUAGUACAUAUGAUCUAGUGGUUGAAGCCUUUUGCAAUGGAAAAGUGAAUGAUAAAGCAUUUGAGAUUUUAGACGAGAUGAUUAGGACUGGAUAUUCUCCAAGGACAAUCACGUUCAAUGUUGUUGUCCGAGCACUUGGUAUGGAUGGUAAUGUUGAAAAGGCAUUAUCAGUUUUGAUGCUAAUUCACAAAGACAGGAAGGCCAGCAGAAUUCCAUUCAACAUUUUGAUUAAUGAGUUGAAUAGACAAGGAAGGUCAUUAGGUGCUCGUACUGUAUAUGGUUUAGCAGUGAAAAGAGGGGUGGUGCCACAUAGAGAGCCUAGAAAAUGUUGA